AUGCGCGCCAGUACAAGCCAUUUCUUACGCUCAGUGACAUUUUCGAAUCCGCCGUCACGCUCAGCAGCCCACGGCCGCCGAACACCAUCUGCGUCAAUUUCAAAGAUUUCCUCAACCUCGAGUCCCUGCUGUGGGAUGAUUUCCUCGAAGAACGGUGCCACUUUCGCACGACCAGGCAUCCACAAACAGUCGGCCGCCAGGAUGCGUGUAUAG
Messenger RNA from Plenodomus lingam JN3, 213 nucleotides. NCBI's taxonomy places the organism in Eukaryota, Fungi, Ascomycota, Dothideomycetes, Pleosporales, Leptosphaeriaceae. The record is from RefSeq and is a predicted model, not a curated record.